Molecule: messenger RNA, 1872 nt
Organism: Auxenochlorella protothecoides
Lineage: Eukaryota; Viridiplantae; Chlorophyta; Trebouxiophyceae; Chlorellales; Chlorellaceae
Product: Glucomannan 4-beta-mannosyltransferase 9
Exons: 7
Coding region: 1-1872 (623 amino acids)
Cellular component (GO): Golgi apparatus
Molecular function (GO): glycosyltransferase activity
Source: RefSeq, a predicted model, not a curated record
AUGUUCCCUUUGGCUGCCUCGUUCGGCGGCUACUACGCCCUGUACGUGGCGGUUCUGACUGCGUCAGUCCGCCUGGCGGUGUUCCUCUCCUGCCUCGUCUCCGCGGACCGGCUCAUCAACAUCAGCAAAUUUGUCUACUUCAAGAUCCGUGCCAGGCUGACGGGCCACCUCCCGGAGCACGACUGGGCCUUCCCAGACCUGCCCCAUGACCCUGCUGCAUACCCCAAGGUGGCGGUCCAGCUCCCCAUGUUCAACGAGCGCGCCGUGUGCCAGGCCAUCAUCGACUGCUGCUGCGAGCUGCACUGGCCCACGCAGCGCCUGAAGAUCCAGGUGCUGGACGACUCCACCGACACUGUGACCCGCCAGCUGGUGGAUGACAAGGUGCUGGAAUGGUCGGAGCGCGGCCUGGACAUCGAGUGCCUGCGCCGCACCAACCGCCAGGGCUACAAGGCCGGCGCAAUGAAGGAGGGCAUGGACCUCUUGAUCAAGCAGGGCUACCUGUAUGUGGCGGUCUUUGAUGCCGACUUCAAGCCCGAGCCCGGCUUCCUGUACCAGACCAUUCCCUACCUCGAAGGCAACCCCAGCGUCGGGUACGUCCAGUCCCGCUGGGUGUUCACCAACCCGCAGGAGAGCUACCUGACCAAGGCGCAGGAGGUGUCCCUGAACUACCACAUGAAGUGCGAGCAGUACACGCACAGCGCCGCGGGGUCCUUCUUCAACUUCAACGGCACCGCCGGCGUCUGGCGCUGCGCCUGCAUCGAGACCAGCGGCGGCUGGAAUUCGCGCACCACGGUGGAGGACAUGGACCUCUCCCUGCGCGCCUACGUGCGCGGCUGGAAGGCCAUCUUCCUGGACAACGUCACCUGCCUGAAUGAGCUGCCCGCCAGCUUCUUCGCCUACCGCAAGCAGCAGCACCGCUGGACCUGCGGCCCCAUCCAGCUCUGGAGCAAGGCCAGCAAGGACAUCUGGGCCUCCAACCUGCCUCUCAUACGCAAGCUGGAGCUCAUCUUCAUGUACUUUGGCGUGCGCAAGUGCGCCACUCACUUUGUCUCCCUCGGCUUCUUCUGCACCCUGGUGCCCCUCACCAUGUUCACCCCGGAGGUGGUGCUGCCGGUGUGGGCGCUGGUGCACCUCCCCGUCUGCGUCACGCUGACCACGGCAGCCUUCACGCCGCGCGGCUGGGUGUACAGCAUCCUGUACGUGCUGUUCGAGAACGCGAUGGGCACGGUCAAGCUCUGGGCGGUGGUCACCGGCAUCCUGGACCUGCAGCGCGCGCAGGAGUGGGUUGUGACCACCAAGCUGGGCUCCAGCGACAAGCGCCCCGGCGCCACGGGGACCAGCGUGCCCCUGCCCUCCUGCCGCCUCUACGUCAACGAGCUGGCCUUCUCCGGCUUCAUGCUGGCGGCGGGGGCCUGGGGCGCGCUGGCCGGCGCGCAGAUGGGCAUGGCCCUCUACCUCCUGGUCCAGGGCGCCGUGUUCCUGGCCUUUGGCCUGAACGCGGUGGACGCCGGCGGCCUGCUGGGCGGCCGCCUGGAUGACGACGUGGUCCUGGUCCCCUUGGACGCGCCGGGCGCGCUGGGCGCGCUGGGCGACGACGAGCGCGAGGAGGGCACCGGCAUGGUGUUCCGCAAGAUGGAGGCGCCGCGCCUGAACCGCCUCAACACCAUCCAGGCCAUCUCCGUGCUGGACACGGUGGGCGCCUACGUGUCGGGCACCUCCUCCGCCUCCCCCUCCUCCGACGGCUCGCGCACGCCGGACUCCGUCAAGGCCGAGGCGGAGCGUGGGUUUGCCACGCCGGGGCCCAUGCCCGGGCUCAUGGGCAAGCUGGGCGACAUGUGGCCCUCCCCCUCCUCCACGCUGGUGGCGACCUAG